UACCCAAUUAGUGACGGUAAAUGCAGCAGAGCAAGCACAAUAAAAAAUGAACUGCCAAAGUGUCACCUUGAAUGGAAGAUUUAAAAUGCCAAUCGUAGGAUUCGGUUCCGGCGGGAUAAUAACGGCAGAACUAAUGGAAGAAACUCUAAAUACUGCGCUUGAGGCAGGAUAUAGGCACAUUGAUACCGCAACUGCUUAUGAAAAUGAGCAUCUCAUUGGUCCGGUACUUCAAAAGUGGUUUUCUUCCGGCAAGCUGAAUCGAGAAGAUAUCUUUAUUACCACGAAACUACCUAACUAUAAGCUUCAACCAGAAAAGGUUGAAGAGCAACUUAAAGCGUCUCUAGCCAGACUUCAGAUAAACUAUGUAGAUUUGUAUCUGAUCCAUUUUCCAGUGGCUAGAAUGGAAGCAUCACCAUAUGAACCAUCUCCGUUGUUACCAACUGAUCAUGUUGCUAUUUGGAAGAAAAUGGAGGAGCAAGUUGAAAUGGGUCGUGCGAAAGCUAUCGGAGUGUCCAACUUUACUCAAAAUCAAAUCGAAAAAUUAAUCAAUAAUUCGACAAUUAAGCCUGCUUGCCUGCAAUCGGAAAUUCAUUUGUAUUUACAACAGGAACCCUUAGUAAGAUUCUGUCACUCUAACGGAUUGGCAGUGACCGCAUAUUCCCCUCUCGGUCAUCCGGGAAUCGGUGAUUGGUUUAAACAAAAUGGAAUAGAAAAAGAAUUUCUGCCCGAUGAGCUGAACGAUCCGACUGUUCAACUGAUCGCAAAAAAACAUAAUGUUACUAGUGCUCAAAUAUUGUUAAAAUUCCAAAUACAAAGAAAUAUAGUCGUGGUUCCAUAUACCUCGAAGCCAAGUAGAGUGAAAACAAAUUUCGAUUUGUUUAGUUUUUCUCUUGACGCCGCCGAUAUAAAAGCACUAAUCGAUUCGGAUAAAGGAGAAAGGGCUCGAAUUUUCGGGUUUGAAAACUUGAACGGAUUUUAGGGAAGACCAUCCGGAAUGGCCAUUUCCAAAAACGAAGUAACAAAAUUCGCAUACAG
Messenger RNA from Cylas formicarius (sweet potato weevil), 1035 nucleotides. Its product is annotated as aldose reductase-related protein 2-like. The transcript is spliced from 6 exons. Gene Ontology annotation, molecular function: aldose reductase (NADPH) activity. The record is from RefSeq and is a predicted model, not a curated record. NCBI's taxonomy places the organism in Eukaryota, Metazoa, Arthropoda, Insecta, Coleoptera, Brentidae. Gene Ontology annotation, cellular component: cytosol. Bases 47 to 979 code for a protein of 310 amino acids.